Molecule: messenger RNA, 1137 nt
Organism: Seriola dumerili (greater amberjack)
Lineage: Eukaryota; Metazoa; Chordata; Actinopteri; Carangiformes; Carangidae
Product: pepsin A-like
Exons: 9
Coding region: 1-1137 (378 amino acids)
Biological process (GO): proteolysis
Molecular function (GO): aspartic-type endopeptidase activity
Source: RefSeq, a predicted model, not a curated record
AUGAAGUGGGCCUUUGUUCUGUGUGCCAUGGUGGCACUGUCUGAGUGCUUGGUCAAGAUCCCUCUGGAGAAGGGUAAGACUGCCAGGGAGUUCCUGGAGGAGCAGGGUCUGUGGGAGGACUACAGGCAGAAGUACCCAUACAACCCCAUUUCCAAGUUUGACCAGCGCUUUGCCGUAGCUGGCGAGCCCAUGACCAACGAUGCUGACGUGGCUUACUAUGGAGUCAUCUCCAUCGGAACUCCUCCUCAGUCCUUCAAGGUCAUCUUUGACACCGGCUCCUCCAACCUGUGGGUGCCCUCCGUCUACUGCAGCAGCCCCGCCUGCAACAACCACAAGAGGUUUAACCCCAGCACGAGCAGCACCUACAAAUACAAUGGCACUCCUCUCAAUAUCCAGUAUGGCACCGGCAGCAUGACCGGCUUCCUCGCAUACGACACAGUGACGGUGGGUGGCCUUGCUGUGACAAACCAGAUCAUCGGCUUGAGUAAGAGUGAAGCUCCAUUUAUGCAGUACAUGCGUGCUGAUGGUAUCCUGGGCCUGGCCUACCCUCGCCUGUCUGCCUCCGGCGCCACACCCGUCUUUGACAACAUGAUGAAGGAGGGUCUGGUCAACCAGGACCUCUUCUCCGUGUACCUUAGCUCUAACUCUGAGCAAGGUAGUGUGGUGACCUUCGGUGGUAUCGACUCCAACCACUACUACGGCAGCAUCACCUGGAUUCCCCUCUCCAAUGAGCUGUACUGGCAGAUCACAGUGGACAGUGUUACCGUCAAUGGUCAGGUUGUGGCUUGCAACGGUGGUUGCCAGGCUAUUGUGGACACCGGCACUUCUAUGAUUGUUGGACCUCAGAGCAGCAUCAGCAGCAUCAACAGCUUUGUGGGAGCUAGCAGCCAGAACGGAGACAGUGUUGUAAGCUGCAACAACAUCAGCCAAAUGCCUGAUGUGACCUUCCACAUCCACGGACAGGAAUUCACCCUCCCAGCCUCUGCUUACGUCCGCCAGUCUCAGUACUACGGCUGCCGCACUGGCUUCAGCGGCAGCGGUGACAGCCUGUGGAUCCUGGGUGAUGUCUUCAUUAGACAUUACUUUGCUGUCUUCAGCAGAGCCCAGAAUAUGGUGGGUCUGGCCAGGGCUAGAUAA